AUCUAAAACAGAGGUCUACCGGCCGUGUAUAUAAUCUCCCGAGUUUCAGUUCUUGGCAUCAGUAGUGUGCUCGACUGCCGCACUGAACAAGACCAAAGGCAAACCCGGGAUAUGAAAUUAGUAUUUUUGACGGCGUUCAUCGCCGCCAUCGCGGCAAGUCCGGUGGUAGAGAACGCGAAAUGGCCGUGGCUGGUGGGACAGCAAUAUACCUAUGACGUUCAGACCUUAGGAUGGACCAAAUUCGAAAACAGCAACAGCACUGGCAGUGGCUUCUCAGCCAAGCUGGUCAUCCGCGUCAAGGCCCCAGGUCAACUCGUGGCCAAGCUUCUGAACCCUUCAUACGGUCAAUUCAACCAGCCCUUCGAGCUUAACGAUGAUGUCCCUGAGUUUGAGGUUGAUGAACUCAACCAUCUAGACCAACCCAUCGAGAUCUUCGUCGACGGAGGCCGUGUUCUCUCCCUGAAAGUACCCUCAAAACUUUCUGCUUACAAUGAGAACUUAUACAAGGGUCUUAUCAGUGCCCUGCAAGUCGACUUGUCCACCACCGGCCAUGUCCACAAUUUCCCCAGCAGCUAUGACAAGGAAAGCUUCCAAGGUCUCUUUAAAAAGAUGGAAACUGACGUCACUGGUGAGUGUGAAGUUUUGUACACUGUUUCACCUUACUCCGCUGAAGUGCGCCGUUUGUUGCCCGACUUUGCUGAAGAGGAGGACGUAGUCGAGGUUGCUAAGAGCAAGAACUAUGGUGCUUGCAACAGAGAACGUGGUGUUGCCUAUGGUUUGCCUGAGGGCGCUGUGUGGCAAGGAAUUGCUGAAGGUAACGAUGAGAAACAGUUGAUCGACCACUCUUCUCAAGGACGCAUUAUUGUUGGCAAGAAGGGAUCAAUCUACAAAGCUGAGGUUUUGAGCUCCGUGUUUGUCAACCCACUUCUGUUCGGAAAACAGAAAGCUGAAGUCUACAGUUAUGUCUCACUCUCACUGUCUUCUGUCGAGAAAGCAGACGACACUGAAUGGAAGAACGCUGCAGAACUACGUGAAGUUGAUUCCCUUCUGUACGUCGACAGCGACGCAUCUUUCCCCACUCUUGAAAACGCUGUUGUCAACGCCCAAAGAGUGCUCCAAGGUAUCACUCCUUUGCUCCAAGAUCCCAGCAACCUUUCAAAGAAUGAUUUCCUUACGAAGUUCAACACCCUCGUUCGUCUCAUCAUGUCUAUGGAGCCAAAACAACUGGCUAAAUUGACUAGCAGUGUUGAUGUUGCCAAGUCUUCAAACAAUGCCGCUAAGAGUAACAUGUGGAUUAUCUACCGUGAUGCAGUUGCACAAGCUGGCAGUAUUGCAGCGUUCAAAGAAAUCCAGAACUGGAUUCUUAGCAAAAAAAUUCAAGGCGAAGAAGCCGCUGAGGUUAUUGCUUCCGUAGCCAGCAGCCUUACCUUCCCCGUGAAGUGGAACGCAGAAGAAUUCGUCGAACUCGCUUUCAACCCUGUGGUUGUCGAACAAAAGUACCUUAACACUACUGCUUUAUUGGCUGCCACUAAAUUCGUUCGUACGAGCAAACAACACAUAGUUGCGGUAGAAAAGGUCAUCCCACGUCUCUCCGAGGAACUGAAAAAGGCCGUCGAAGCCGGCGACAGCCACAAAGCCCAAGUUUACAUCAGAAGUCUUGGUAACUUGGCUAUCCCUGAAAUCCUAGAGGUCUUCGCUCCUUACCUAGACGGUACCAUUCCUACCAGCAAGUACCUCCGCAUCCAGAUUGUCAUCAGUCUUAAAACUUUAGCUAACUUGAAGGAUGACUUCGUACGCGCUGUGCUAUUCAGCCUGUUGAAGAACACCGCUGAACCUUACGAAGUCAGGGUAGCUGCUGCCCUCAACAUCUUCUUGUCUUUCCCCGACGUCGACAUGCUGCGUUUGAUGGCUAUCAUGACACAGUACGACCCUAGCACUCAAGUUCGUGGAGUACUUGCUACCAGCAUUGGUUUUGCCGCUAACCUGAAGGACCCACGUUUUGCUGAGCUCGCUAAGAACGCUAAAAGCGUGUUGAAGUUCGUCGCCAAAGAGAAGUACGGAUACCGCUACUCAGGUGACAGCAUUAUUGAUGAGUACACCAACAACGAAGAAAUCGCCCACUUCAGGGAGCUGUCCUUUAUCGGCAGUGUUAACAAUGGCCUGCCCAUCUACCAAAGAAACGCCCUGAGGUUGAGAGGCACUGGACUGACCGAAGAAAACUGGUUCACCCUUUCCGUGUCCGAUGUACAACGUUUAUUCGACUUCGUUAAGGACUUCCUUUUCGUAAACAACCAACCGAAAACUGAACUGAAAUUCUCAGCCAAAGAGGUAGCUGAAAAACUGAACAUCAAACGUGAUUCCUUCAAACCUGUUGAAGCAGCUUACUUCCUUGACAACUUGAACCAGCAAAGGCUUUUCACUUUCUCCGAAUCUGAAUUCGCCGAAUUGUUCGGACAAUUUGAGUCUGUCGCCGCCAAACUGUUGACUGGUGUUGAGACACAGUUCACCAAGGUGAUCGUUGACAAGCAAGUAACAGUUGUUUUCCCCAUCGCUUCGGGUUUGCCUUUCGUCUUCACAUACAGUGAACCCAUUGUUUUCAACCUACAAGCUAAGGCUAGCUCAAAAUUGGCAUACAACUUGAAUGUUGACGUUAACUUUACCUACGCAAGAAACUUGGAUGGAAGUGCUGGAUUCUUCGAUUCGUUUACUGGAACAUUCGCCACUAGUGGUGUUGUCAACAAGCUGCAAUUCUACAUUCCUGCUAAGUUCAACGUCAAAGGAAAGUCUGGAGAUAUUAAACUGGCAUUUGAACUUCCCGAAAAUGACGUUAACCUCUUCCAUUUGAGUGUGUCGCCCUACGUCUCAAGGCCGCUCUUGCUUUCUCCAGUCUCAAUCUUCGAGGAUGAAGAUACUAAAAUUGUUGGUCGCUCUAAAAAUGUUGUGUCCGUUGACGCUCGUUUUGCUGAACUUGCUGGUGUUGGACUGUACCUGCACGGACACUCAGACUCAACUGAUUACAAUAAAUUAUUUGAUGCUGAUAUUCUGACUAACGUGCGCGAUUUACUGUACCAGAAAGAUAUCGCUUGCACCAAUUUCGACCUGGUAUAUGUAGCUAAGGACACCAAAAACAAGGAAGUUACUACAACAAUCUUCUAUGAAACUAAAUACAACCAGAAGGUGGCCGGUGAAUUAGGCGCAGCUGCCAUCAUCCCUAAUGACAUCGCUUUAAACAGUGACAAGCGUCGCCAGGAGCUGUCCAAGCGCGUCGCAUCAGGCAUUGAGGCCGCUAAAGUUCGUCUUCUUGAUGUUAGCACCGUGUUCGAUGGCCAAGCGAAAACAGAGUUCGUAUUCACUGGUGCAUGGGCCAACAGUGUAUCUGACAACAAAGUGCAAGCCGCUAUUUUCGCUAGUGGUUCGGAACAAGUAAAUGCCGUAUUCAAGUUAAUCAAGCCUAAGAUUGCCCCCUUAAACUUUGAAGACGCCAUCAAUAACGAAAUCAAGGUUCAAUACGAAGCCGACUUCAAAUUUGGAACGUCUGACAACAUUAAACUUAAAGGUACAGGUGAAAGAAGCAACGAAUACACCCAAAGAUUGGUAAGAGAUCCCCUGGCUCAAGAAUGCGUGGAAGACUUAACCACCAAAAAUAACUUCUACCAAAAGAGCUGCUAUAAACUGAUCUUGAAGGCACAUGCCCCCGAUCACUUCAAAGCCACUGUAUCAUACAAAGAGAUUAACCCUGCUUUAGUGCAGGCUACUGAUGCCCUGUACGAGGUCUACAAACAUUUCACCACUUGGAAUGAAGAAGAGGACUACACAAAGACUCUCAAGGAUGGUACCAUCGAACUUGAAGCUAAGGCAUACUACUACGACAACUACAUCGAUUAUAAAUUCAAUACUAAAUAUGGAGUUUUCGAAAUCAACCACGCUGAGGGUCAGUCUCACUACCCCUACACCAUGGCUAUCUACGCACCUACUACAAACUGGGAGCGUUCCUACAACUGGUUCACUGGCUACCAAACUAUGCCCUACUGUGCCGUGGACACCAGCGAGAUCCACACCUUCAGCGGCCGCAACUACGGCUACAGCCUCACCGGAUCCUGGCACGCAGUGAUGCUCGACGAGAUCAACCAGUUUAACAAACUCGUGAUCCUCGCCAGAAGACCCAAAGAAAAUGAGGAGGAAAUCUACUUCUCUUACACAACCCCAUCUGGUAAAUACCUGGAAGCGUACAUCACACCUGAUGGUGUUGAGGUACAGACCGACGCUUUAAAGCUGACAGAAGAUGACCAGGACCACACCAUUUACUGGGACAGCGCUACUGAUUCUGCCCUCUUGGAGUACUACCCUGUUGCCAAAGGCAUUCAAGUAUUCACCAUCGACGGUGAAGCUAUUCGCAUUGUGUAUGACAACCAGAGGCUGGUGAUCUUCACUGCUGAACACCGCAGCACCACCAGGGGUAUCUGUGGCCAGAGCUCCUCUGAGGACCGUGACGACUACCUGACUCCCUACGGCCUGGUCGACGCUGACGGCCUUUACGGUGCGUCCUUCGCUUUAAGCACUGAGGAUAGUGACCCUAAGACUGAGGAGUUGAAGAAGGAAGCUAAGCUGAAGGCAUACCAGCCUGUCACCAAGUACACCAACAUCCUCCGCUCUGACGCCGAGUGGAGCAAGGUUGCCAACGAAUCCGUUAAGGAAAUGAAGUUGUUGGUAUUGGCGGCGUUUAUCGCCGUCGUUUCCUCCGGGAAACUGAGCGAACAGCAGCAGGACAACCAAUGGCCGUGGCAAUCUGGCAAACUUUACCGCUAUGAGGUGAACUCGCACACCCUGGCGCGCCUGCAUGAGGGCGCCAGCUCCGGCAACGCUUUCAAGGCCCAGUUCAUCGUGCGCGUCAAGUACCCAGGCCGCCUCCUGGCCAAGUUGGAGAACCCAGUCCAUGCUCAGUUCAACCAGCAGCUGCCCAACAACAUGGCCGUACCUUCCGACCUCAAGUAUGAAACCGUACAAAACCUGGACAAGCCUUUCGAGAUCUCCGUCGAAGGUGGCCGCGUGGUUGCCCUAAGUCUGCCCUCUGCGUUCUUACUUUCUCACGAGAACUUACUCAAGGGUCUGCUCAGCACACUCCAAGUGGACCUGUCUGCUUACCACCAUGUGCACAACCACCAGGAUAGCUACGACAAGGAACGCCAGCAGGGUCUCUUCAAAAAGAUGGAGACUGAUGUAACAGGCGACUGUGAAACUUUAUACACCGUCUCCCCUGUAGCCGCUGAAUGGCGACGAGAGCUUCCACGUUUCGCAAAUGAAGAGGACCCCAUGGAAAUCGCCAAGAGCAAGAACUACGGUCACUGCCACCACCGCGUUGCUUACCACUUCGGAGUACCUGAAGGUGCUGAAUGGACUGGAACUGCUCACCGCAGUGAAGAGAAACAGUUCAUCGCGCAGUCCACCGUCUCCCGCAUCCUUGCCGGUAAACAGGGUCCAAUCUACAAGGCCGAAACCACCAGCACUGUGAGCGUACACCCCCACUUAUAUGGAAAGCAGAAGGCGCAGGUACACAGCUACGUCCAGUUGAUCUUAGUCUCAGUUGAACAGGACAGUGGAGUUGAAUGGCAAAAACCAGAGGGAACCCGUCAAAUCAAGACCCUUUUGUACGCCAUGACUACCAAACAAAUGGCUAUCCAUGACCAGUCCUCUUCACAGGAGUCUUCUGAAUCUCACGAACACAUUCAUGUAGAAGUUGAACAACCGAAAAGCAGAGCUCGCCGCUCUUCAGACCGUCAACAGCAAGAGUUCAACAAGGACUGGAGGUCUUCGAGUUCCAGCGACUCUUCAUCAGCCUACAUCAACGACGAUCUUCCCAGGAUUAACGAACCAGCGUACGCUGCUCUCUACAUGAGUGCUCAAUCGCGCGGAGACAAGAAACAGAACACGAUGAACGCCCAAAAACUGCUCCAGGACAUCGCUCAGCAGCUGCAGAACCCUAACAACAUGCCGAAAGCUGAUUUCCUGUCCAAGUUUAACAUUCUCGUCCGCAUUAUUGCUUCCAUGAGCAGCGAUCAGCUUGCCCAAACCAGCCGCGGUAUUGAAGUUGGUAGGACCUCAAACAACAAUGUCAAGGUUGACAUGUGGAUGAUAUUCCGUGACGCUGUUGUGCAAGCCGGCACUCCCCCAGCCUUCCUUCAAAUCAAGACAUGGAUCCUGAACAAAAAACUCCAGAAUGAGGAAGCCGCUCAGGUGAUUUCUACUUUGGCAAGAACUCUGCGUUACCCUACCAAGGAAAUUAUGAUUCAGUUCUUCGAGCUUGCCAUGAACCCAGUGGUCCAAGAGCAAGAGCGUCUUAACACCAGUGCUUUAAUCGCUGCGACGAAGUUCAUCUACAUGGGUCAAGUUAACAACGAAACCGCCCACUACUACUACCCCUCUCACAUGUACGGCCGUCUCGCCCGCAGAAACGACAGAUUCGUCCUGGACGACAUCCUUCCCCGUCUCUCCGAGAAGUUGCAACAAGCUAUUGAAAAGCAAGAAUGGAGCAGGGCCCAGGUUUACAUCAAGGCAAUCGGCAAUUUAGGACACCGUGAGAUCUUACAAGUAUUUUCACCUUACUUGGAGGGUCGUAUCCAGGUCCCUACAUACCUGCGUGUGCAAAUGGUUGUACAGCUGCGUUCCCUGGCUCACCAGAAGGAUAAGUACGUGCGCGCUGUGCUCUACAGCAUCUUGAGGAACACUGCUGAGCCCUAUGAAGUGCGAGUGGCUGCUAUCCUUAACAUAUUCAUGGCCCACCCGACCGCCGAGAUGAUGCAAGUAAUGGCUCAGAUGACUAACGAAGACCCCAGCGUUCAAGUGCGUGCUGCACUCAAGAGUGGUAUCGUGUCCGCUGCUGACCUGAAAGAUCCUCACUUCUGGCAUCUGUCAAGAACUGCGCAAACUGUAAGGCAUAUUGUAACCAAGGAGAACCUUGGCACUCGCUACUCCAACAAAUUCUUCGAAGACAACUACGUCAAUGAAGAUGAACAAGGAUCCUUCAGUGCUGUCUCUUACAUCGGUGGUGACAGCAAGGCUAUGCCCAAGUACCAGACUUACUCUUGGAGGGACCAAAUUAGCGGAUGGGGCUUUGACACCAUUGGUGCUUCAUUCUCCGACGCCCAAGAAAUUGUUGAUUUCCUUAAGCAGAUGAUGUACGAGCCUCUCGUGUCUAACGCCAACCACAAAUACACCGCCCAGAAGAUUUCUGAAAUGCUGAAAAUCAAGCGCAACCCUCAGAGCCCUCUUGAGGGUGCUUUCUUCUUCAACAUUGCUAACCAGGAACGUUUCUUCAGCUUUGAUGAGAGUGACCUUAUCAGACUGGUGCAAGACGUCAUGGAGUACAUGAAAGAAUUAGAGCAAGGUGUAGACAAGCACUACACUAAGGUAUUCAACGCACACCAAGUGUCUGUCAUGUUCCCCGUUGCCUCCGGUAUGCCAUUCAUCUACAAAUACAAGGAACCUAUCGUCAUCCACAUCCAGAGCAAGGCCAAGGGCAAGAUGGACCGUGACCCCCAGACCCGCAAAUAUUUAACAUCUACCAUGGACAAGGAACUCCAAAUCACGAUUGCCAGAAACAUCGAUGGGAAUGUUGGUUUCAUGGACACUCUUAGCAACCAGCUUGCCAGUGCUGGAGUGGUCAGGAAAUACCAAGUGAACGUGCCCGUUAAGAUGAGCAUCCAGAUGAACGCUGGAGUAAUGAAGAUGAAGGUUGAACCUCUGCGCCCUGACCAAGAUUACAUGAUCGCUCAUUUCAGCGUUUGGCCGUACACUGCCAUCCAGAAGAAGGAUACCUUAGUGCCCUACUCUCAAGAUCCAACAACCAAAAUUGUAGAACGCCUUAGGAAAGUCGCAUCCACUGAUAUGAAAUUCGGCCAACAAAUCGGCACUAUUUUCCAACUGCAAGGAUACUCCUACUCAGCCGACUACAGGAAUGCCGGCAAUCUGCUGCAGACCCUAUACAAAAUGGACGACUUACUGGCUGUAAGAGACAUCGCUUUGACCCACUACAACUUGAGAUAUCUUGGCAAACAAUCGCAGAACAAGGUUCUCACUUUAACUGCUGCUUAUGACCAACUCUUCAACCAGAAGCAGAGUGGUGAAUUAGGACAGGCCGACAAGAGGAAGGACGUGACACCUAACAGCGAAGCCCGCCGCGAGGAGAUGCUUAAACGUGUAUCUGCCGGAAUCAACAAUGCUAGAGCUCAAGUGGUAGACUUCAGCGCAACCUUCGAGGGCCCCCAGAAACAGGAGUACGUCUUGACCGCUGCCAUCGCCAAGAGCCCCGUCGACCUUAAAAUCCAGUCUGCUGUGUUCGCUGGAAGAAACUCAGUUCAACAGGGUAACGAACAGAUCAACGCUGUCGUCAAGGUAACCAAACCUGAAAUAUCUGCAUUGAACUUCUUGGAAGCUCUGAAGAAGGAUGUCAAGAUGACCUAUGAAGCUGACAUUAAGUACGGUCAGGAUGGAAACAUCCACAUUCAGGGUAACACUGAGCGCACCAAGAAAUACACUGAACUGCUUCAGAAGCAUCCUUUGGCUAAGCUGGUGCAGGAACAAAUCGCCAACGGCAAUCAAUACCAGCUUGCUUCCCACAAGAUGCUGAUCAAGGCCUAUGCCCCUGACAGCCUUAAAGCUUCAGUGACCUACAAGAAUGUAAGCCCAAUGUUCAUGAACUGGACUUCCCAAGCAUACAACAUCCUUAAGCAACUGAGCUGGAAUGCUGAUGUGAACCCAAUGAAGAGAGUCGCUGACGGCAAGCUGCAGUUAGAUGUUCAGACUUCCUACGUGGACCAGACCCUUCGUUUUGAAAUGACCUCCCCCUCCGGAGUUCUUCGUUUCGACAAUGUGCUCAUUCCUAAGUUCACUCCCUACAUGGUGUCUCUGUACUACCCCUUCAGUAUGACUGAACGUUUCGCCAACUACUACUCCAGCUACCAAUACCAGCCUUUCUGCUCCAUUGAUGGCAGCCAAGUGAGGACUUUCAGCAACCGUUCCUACGACUACGAGCUGUCUAAGUCUUGGCAUGUAGUUAUGCGCGAGGAGUACAACAAAAUCCGUGGCAAGUGGGACGAUCUCGUCAUCCUUGCAAGGAGACCCAGCCAGCAGCAGCAGGAGAUCUACAUCUCAUACAAAACCGAAACUGGCAAGGAUCUUGAAAUUGAGAUUCAACCGGCCCAGUCUGCGCAAGCUAAAGUGCAGGUGAAGAGCAACAGCAAGAAGAUCUCCGAAGGAGACCUGACCAUCUACUGGGAUGACGUUGCAGAGGCUCCCCUUCUGCAGUACUUCACCACUCCUGAUGGCGUACUGAUGCUCAACAUCCGCGAUGGCCGCCUCCGCGCUAUGUACGAUGGACAGCGAUUGGUGCUCACGACCCAGGACUACCGCACGACCACCAGAGGUAUCUGCGGCCAGAACAGCGGCGAGCUCCGUGAGGACUACGAAACCCCCAACGGUCUGGUUGACCUGCCCGAGCACUAUGGAGCCUCCUACUCUCUCGAUGUUGAAGACAGCGACCCUAAAACCCAAGGACUGAAGAAGGAAGCUCAAGAGAAGGCAUACCAGUCUACUCCUAAAUACACCGCGAUCCUCCGCUCUGACGAGCAGUGGCUGCAGGCCAUCAGACAAAGGGACGAGGAAUGGAGCACACCCAAUGUAUACAGGACUAGGAGUUACCUGAAGAAGCGUGGCCAGUGCCAGCUGGUGCAGCAAGUUCAGUACCAUGAGAACCAUGGUGAAAUCUGCAUCACCACCACCCCCUUACCCUCCUGCCAGUCCCACUGCCACGGAGAAGGUUACAAGGUCCAAGCUGCGCAGGUGAUCUGCCAGUCUAAGGCUGACCAGCAGUUCAGGACUUACAGAAACCAGAUCCAACAGGGACAGAACCCUCAGGUCACUGGUGUUCCUAAAGUAGAGCAGUACAGGGUACCCACAUCCUGCAAGGCUUAAAAAUAUUACCACCUUCUUCCUUAUUAGUAACUUACCUACCUACCUUAUCCAACCGACCGAAAAUACGGCCUGAAAAUGGACUUCGAUUAUAAUACUGUAUGAUAUUGUUACAUAAUUAUGGUAUAUAUUUAUUUCAUAUAUAUUUUUUAAAACUUUUGGCUGUAUUAUAUUUAUAUAUUCGAAAUUCAUUGUCGUAUUAUUAU
Molecule: messenger RNA, 10169 nt
Organism: Helicoverpa armigera (cotton bollworm)
Lineage: Eukaryota; Metazoa; Arthropoda; Insecta; Lepidoptera; Noctuidae
Gene: Vgn
Product: vitellogenin
Exons: 14
Coding region: 112-9966 (3284 amino acids)
Biological process (GO): lipid transport
Molecular function (GO): lipid carrier activity
Source: RefSeq, a predicted model, not a curated record